UUCGAUCCGAUCCGAGCUCUCGACGAGUUCAACUUCUUCACCGCGCCUCCUGAUCGAUCGUCUCCUCAUCUCCACGACAAGCCAUCGAAACCCUUCUUGCCCUAACUUCAGAUCAGCUACCUAGCUAGCUACCUGCUGCUUUGAUCCUUUCAGCACCUUAUUAGCUUCGUCCUCCCAUCGAGCCGCCGAUGACUCCUGCCGUCCCCCAAGAGCCAUGAGCAACGCCAGCAACAGCAAGAAGCAUAGCCUCCUCGCGCCAAAGGCCACCAUGGACAUGUCUCGCCUGCACCAGGCCUACGACCGCGGCUAGCUUAGCUCGCUCGCUCCACCAUCUCUAGCUAGCUAUAGGUUCUGCUUUGUCCUUUGCUGAACGUCGAUCGCUGGUCUAGUGCCUUAGCGUGAGAAAUUCGUAGCUAUUAGCAACGAUGAAGGAAGGGGGCGAGAAGAAGAACAUCCUGGCCAAGACGCUCCAGCGGUGCCGGACCUCGCUGGCCCACCGGAGGCGCCCGCCGGCGCCCCCCGACAGGGCGGCGGCGUCGUCGUGGGGCGCCGUGCCGGCGGCCGGCUACUUCACCGUGCUGGUGGGCCCGGAGAAGGAGCGGUUCGGCGUGCGCGCGCGCUGCGCCAACCACCCGCUGUUUCGGGCGCUGCUGGACGAGGCCGAGACCGAGUACGGCUUCGCCGGCUGCGACGGGCCGCUCGAGCUGCCCUGCGCCGUCGACGACUUCAUGGAGGUCAUGUGGGAGAUGGAGCAGGGCGACCCCGCCGCCUCGCCGGGCUGCGGCCGCUUCGCCGCCGGCACCAGCAGAGGGCACCACCUGCAGCAGCAGGGGCACCAGAUGAUGAGCCCCGCGAGGUUCCUCGUCGCCGGCCGCUCGUGAUCUUGCUGAUGGCCGGCGUCGGCGACUGUCCAAGUCCGAUCGCCGCCGCGCCGGCCGUUCACGUCAAUCAACUUCUCGUUGAAACAUCUUUUCUUUCUACUUUGUACGUAGACUAGAUCGAGUAUUUAUCAGACUCGAUCCGCCGGGCGCAUGCAGAACAGCAGACAAGUUUGUUCACCUGCUUUGUUUGCUUUAAUUUCGCUAAGGUUGUAACGUUUGUUUCAGUUUUACUCUUUUGCUGCUUGUAAUAUAUAGUUACGUUGAUCUCGUCUCUGCCUGGUAAUCACUAAUCCCAUGUUCUCUCCAUAUCAAUUAAUGAUGCAUGCAUGUCUUGUUUACUGCCAA
This is a messenger RNA of Panicum virgatum (switchgrass), 1226 nucleotides long. RefSeq names its product auxin-responsive protein SAUR41-like. The transcript has a single exon. NCBI's taxonomy places the organism in Eukaryota, Viridiplantae, Streptophyta, Magnoliopsida, Poales, Poaceae. The record is from RefSeq and is a predicted model, not a curated record. Gene Ontology annotation, biological process: response to auxin. Bases 426 to 881 code for a protein of 151 amino acids.